This is a messenger RNA of Eimeria acervulina, 269 nucleotides long. RefSeq lists its product as hypothetical. The transcript has a single exon. The annotation marks the transcript as partial. Lineage: Eukaryota; Apicomplexa; Conoidasida; Eucoccidiorida; Eimeriidae. The record is from RefSeq and is a predicted model, not a curated record.
UUGAUAAGGAGACAGUUGAUAAGGAGACAGUUGAUAAGGAGACAGUUGAUAAGGAGACAGAUAAGGAAGAGACAGGUUUGAAGGAGAUAGAUAAGGAGACAGUUGAUAAGGAGACAGCUGAUAAGGAGACAGUUGAUAAGGAGACAGUUGAUAAGGAGACAGUUGAUAAGGAGACAGUUGAUAAGGAGACAGUUGAUAAGGAGACAGAUAAGGAAGAGACAGGUUUGAAGGAGAUAGAUAAGGAGACAGUUGAUAAGGAGACAGAUUAA